AUGCGCUUCGCAUAUCAAAAGGGUCACAAGGCUCAGACGUCGCGACUAGGCUUUUGCUGUGCCGCGAAAAAGCAAUUCCACAGUAUGUUGCGCCCCAUACCGGCGGUCGGCCUUGCAAGUGCGCUCAUCCAAACUAUCGACUUCUCCAUCAACGCAUUACGCAAAGACCAUCCCAUCUUCCAGCCUAGCUCACCUUCGACAACACCGCUCGUGGAAAAUGCAGCCUUCCUACAAGAUAUCAUACACAAUCUCUAUCGCCUGACCGACCUGAUUGACAAUUCUGAGCUCAAAGAGCUGUACGACGAAAAAUCAGCAAAGAGCGCAAAAGCAGCCAAGAAACUUAGCGAGGCAGCGCUGCAAUUGCUGAAGCAUGCUGAGCUAGUCAAGGAACUGACAGCUUCAUUCAUCGACGCGCUAAUCGCGGCGCAAGAGAAGGGAAAGUUUGGUGACCCGCGAUGGCCUACUGCGCGCGAAGCAUUAUUGAACGGCGUGUGGAAGAAGGCCAAUGUGACAGGUACAAAGAAGAAGUACCGUGCCCUUCGUCGCGACAUUGAGACGAGUUUACUGCUCGCUAUGCGCCAGUAUCUGGAUCAAUCCAUUGAGACUGGUCUCGCUCUGUUCAGCGGCGACGAAGGCGUGCACACGAAGCAUUGGGAAAAGUGGCAGAACCAAACCCUCGAUAUGAUCCACAGCAAUGAUUGGAAAAGCAGCAAGAAGAAGGAUGUAGAGGAGUUUUCCAAACAGGUUGAUGCGCUCAUCCAGGCGGAGAAGGAAGCAUACUUCCGCGCUACCAUCUUCGAGAGGCUGUGGUUCGAGGAGAUGGACGAAAGGAUGAAUAGCAUCGAUAGUUCCGUCGAUUUAGGGUUCGAGUGGGUGAUGGGAGACGGCUCGAGACAGGUUGGCGGUAAACCGGGCUCAGGGAAAACCACUCUGAUGAAAUAUCUCUUCCGCAAUCCACUCCUGUUCCCACAUCUCGAGGCGUGGUCUGGUCAGAAACCCGGCAUCACGUCUGGGUUCUUUCUUUGGAACAAUGGGACAGAGCUGCAGAAGAGUUCCAUUGGUCUACUGCGAGCCAUCAUCUACGAAAGCUUACAGGACAUGAUAUUUGGGCCCCUGGAAGAAGACGGGGUCAUUAUGCAGAACCUGUUCUCCGAUCGCUGGAAUGCAUUCCAAUCCUACGCUGGUGGCCUACACGAGUUCACUUUUCCGGAACUGAAAGCAGCGUUUGAGAGCUUGGUCGGCGAUGCGAACAAGAAGUUUCUCUUCAUGAUCGAUGGGCUGGAUGAGACGGAUGACUAUCCGAAGGAGUUGAUGGACCUCGUGUUUAGCACUUCGCGAAGAGACAACGUCAAGUUCCUGCUUUCAGCCCGGAGCUCACCAGUCUUCUAUUCAGCGUUUGAGAAUAAGCCUAGGAUGGUACUGGAGGAAUACACAAGAGAUGAUAUACAAACUUACCUGAUCAGAACGUUCGGCGAGGAACCAAAGUUGCAUUCGCUAAGAGGGAAGAUGGACGGCCAAGAGGAAGAACACAUCGUCGGGAUGCUCGCUGAAAAGAGCUCAGGAGUGUUCCUGUGGCUGAAACUCGCCACCACAUUUCUCUUCGAAAGUCUAGAGCCCGACUCUGAUUUUCUCGUCCUGAAAGAUCGUGCAGAGGGGCUUCCCUAUCUCCUGGACGAUCUGCUCGCCCACAUGCUCAGCAAAAUGGCUCCAGAGGACGUCGAAGCAGUUGGAAAAUUGCACGCCCUCCUCUCACAUCAAGACAUAUGCCCGGCCAUCCUUCCUUUCUCCUUUGCCUUCACAGCCGAGACGUCAGCAACACUAGCCGCAGAUGUACGGCCCUUGACAGCAGUCGAGAUAAGUAAGAGAGUCGAAGACAUGCAGACCCUCACUCAACAGCGGUGUAAAGGAAUGUUAACCAUCUUCGACACCACACCACCCGAUCAACACGCCAGUACCGAGAGCCUGAGGAUAAGCUAUACCCACCGCGCGAUAAGAGACUACUUCUUUGCAUAUCCCGGUCUACUCGAAACGAGCUUGAACAACGCGUCUGAACAAACCGACUGGAACGCACCCCAACAAUGGGCGAACGCUCAUCUCUGGGUCCUCAAAACCCUGUCCUCUUCCAUGCCCAAACGCACCAGCAGCAACACCAAUACCAACAGCUCCCGCGCUCCCCCACUCCAAGUCUGGACCCCACUAUCCAGUGCCCUGGAGAGCAGCCUCGAACUGCACACAGCCACAAACAAGUUCCCACUAACCUACAUCCACGCCGCGUUGACAACCGGCGUCUUCCUUGCCCUAAGAAGCGAAACCGGCCAUGAUCUGCCCCAGUAUCCCUCGUCUACCGCAUCAAGCUCCACCUCGACAUCGACCUCUACUGCCUCCUCCGCCUCAGCAUCCACCACUCCAACAACCCUGACAACGCCUCUCGACCUGGCCGUCCUCCUCAACCUAACCGCCUACAUCGCACUCAAAGCCAAGGCCACAGACCGCCGAGAAGUCCGACACGCGCUCGAUUACAGUCGCGGAAUGAGAAAACGGAUGGGUGCUGGCGGGGAGCAGGUGUGGUUAUUUGGCGAGGGGAGGGAGAGAUUGAGGAAGGAGUUUGAGAGGGGGAGACAAGAAGGGGAAGCGUUGUUGGAGUAUUAUGCCAAAGCAGUGAGGUUUGGAGUUAGUAAGCCGGAGGUUGAGGUGCCGGAGUGGGUGUGA
Molecule: messenger RNA, 2709 nt
Organism: Alternaria triticimaculans
Lineage: Eukaryota; Fungi; Ascomycota; Dothideomycetes; Pleosporales; Pleosporaceae
Exons: 2
Coding region: 1-2709 (902 amino acids)
Source: RefSeq, a predicted model, not a curated record